GGUUCGGCUCAGAUGGACAAGAGAGAUCGACCACAACCAGCUAAAAGGAAACUAAUCAGCUAAAGAGUCCAAACAAUUUAAGCUGUCAUUUGGUUUUAUUACUUUAUCUGCUUUUAUUUAGGACGUCGGUGGCAGGAAGUGACGUGACAUAAUUUUAGGCUGAUGCUAACAGGUUUAGAAGAUGUCUGAAAGUUUCAGAGUUUUAAACAGCUCCCUCAGGGCUUGGUGUCAUUCGGGCUUCAGAGCGCUCCUACAGGGGAACCAGGCUCUGAGCUGUCCGCGCAGCAGGCGCUGGAGGUCGGAUACACACACAGCUGCAGGAACUCCUCGGCCACUAGAGGGCGUCAGAGUGUUAGAUCUGACCAGAGUUCUGGCCGGUCCGUUUGCCACCAUGAUCCUUGGAGACCUUGGAGCUGAGGUGAUCAAAGUGGAAAGACCAGGUGGAGGUGACGACACCAGAGCCUGGGGUCCUCCGUUUGUUUCCUCAGAGAGCGUCUACUUCCUGAGCAUCAACCGGAACAAGAAGAGCAUCGCUGUGGACUUGAAACAUCUGAGAGGAGCAGAGAUCAUCCAGCAGCUUGCAGGUGUGUGUGACGUUCUGGUAGAAAACUUCCUGCCGGGGAAACUUCCUCAGAUGGGUUUAGGAUACGCUGAGCUGAGCAGAGUGAAUCCACGGCUGAUCUACUGCUCCAUAUCAGGUUACGGACAGACGGGUCCUCGGGCUCAGAGUCCAGGAUACGACUCCAUCGCCUCGGGAGUGUCGGGAAUGAUGCACAUCACUGGGCCAGAGGAUGGAGAGCCGGUGCGUCCAGGCGUCGCCAUGACCGACCUGGCGACAGGGCUGUACGCACACGGAGCCAUCAUGGCCGCCUUGCUGCAGAGACUGAAGACGGGGAGAGGAGUUCACAUCGACUGUAACCUGCUGUCUUCUCAGGUGUCCUGCCUCAGCCACAUUGCAGCCAACUAUCUGAACGCAGGGAAGGAGGCAAAACGCUGGGGGACGGCCCAUGAGAGCAUUGUCCCGUACCAGGGCUUCAGAACCAAAGAUGGACACCUUGUUGUAGCUGCAGGAAAUGACAAGCAGUUUGUCAGAGUGUGUCAGGUUCUGGAUCUGCAGAAUCUCACUGAGGAUCCAAAAUACAAAACCAACCGGCUGAGAGUCCAGAACCGCAAACAGCUGCUGCACACACUUUCACAGAGGUUCCUGCAGGAGAACACUGCUGAUUGGCUGAGGAGGUUCCAUGGCUCAGGUGUUCCUGUUGGACCAAUCAACAGCAUCCAGGAAGUGUUCUCAGAGCCGCAGGUAAAACACAACGGACUGAUCCAGGAGAUGGAGCAUCCAACGGCAGGACACAUCGCUGUGCCUGUAAAAAGCAGCAACUAGCCAACAGGCCCCGCUGGCAGCUGUCUACACCAGAGCAGAUCCAGCCAUGGACCCAGAUACCCGAGAACUCGGGACAUAUCACUCCCCAAGCAGAGGCCUGACAGAGCCCAGGGGUUCACUCCCCAUAUAUACUCUACAUUCCCAGGUCCAGGUACCGAUACCCCAUAGGGGCAACCGGACCCAGGAGGUGGUCCCCAGAACCACCAUAGGAUGAAACAGUUCCAACCCCCCAAUGAAUUCUGAUCUAAACCCCGUGAGCCACCCCCACCCCCCAUGAACCCCAACAUGAAUCUCCCCACAGGGCCACCCCCAACCAGGACACAGAUAUCGAACACAUGCCCCUGAACCCAAACGCCCUGAAUCCCCUCCACACAGGGGCACACCCCCACAGUUGAGCUCCAUCCCCAAAAAGCUGACAAAGCCACCCCCACACAGCGCAGGCUCCACACACAGCCGCAGUCCAAGCACCCAGCGUGCCACGACAGCAAGGCAAGGGCCCUGCGCAACGCCACCCCAGCCUCUGCCCACAGGCGCAACAGGGCAGACUCCACUGAGCACCACGCCCGCAAUGGAACCCCCAACCCCACACCAAGAUGGGACAAUCCCACAUGGCAAGAGGUCUCCAGCAUCGGGGCUGGCGUCCCCCACCAUGGUCCCCACAACCACACAAACACACCACAUCACCGCCACUGCAACGAAACGAUAGCCCAGGGAGAAACAUUACCCAGCUUGGCUCUGCCAUUGCAGCUCAGCCAAUUCGAAUGCAGGUGACCCCACAUCCAAGAAGAGGACACAAUCUACCCACACGCUGCAGCCCCUCCACACUACCCUCUAGCCCACCGCCUUGUUCCCCCCUGGAUAUGACAGCCAGCAAAGCAGCACACCGCCAAGUCCGCCCAACCAUUCGGCCAGCGUCAGCAGCCCCAGCCUGCCAGUCCAUGGUUGAGAAACAUGCACCAGUCGGGUGACCUGGCUGGGCAGGUCAAUCUCUCCAGGACAAGCACAACCAGCCAGCCGACCCAGUGCAGGCACAAGAUAUGGUCCACCGCCCCACCCUCCCGACCAUCAACCGGAGCCCGGCACCCGCCCAGGGGCCAAAGCCACAGAAGGAAGCAUUGGAGGAAGACCAUCACAGCACGCCAAGGACCGGGCACCCCGCCAACCCCUCACCCAAACUCUGGAGAUGCCCCAGCAUGCCGGCCACCCAGGCUCCCGCACGACACACCCCACUGCACCAAGCAGGCCGGCCGGCCAGCUCCUCCAUCAUAGCGAAGCCACAUCUCAAUCAAUGCUGCAGACUGCCUGGGCAAGAUCCCCUCGCCGGAGCCCGGCGUCCCCCCAACUAUGGGACCUAUGCACUAGCACCGAAGCCAGGGACCAAGAUACAAAGAAAUGCAAGCGAUCCGGAGAGAGCAGAAACGCCAGUUCCAGCACCAGACAACCCCCAAGACCCAAACCCCAACCCCAGCCCAGAUCCCAACCAGAAGGCCCGCUCCUUCUCCCGGCCUCCGACCCCAGACGGCAAACAGCGAACGAGGGUGUGAAAAGACCUGACCUCAAAUGUGGUGUCGAUGCGUGUCAUUGUACUGUGCAUUUAAAAAGAAAAACAGGUGGGGAAGAGGGUCUGCCACCCCCAAGGAGCCAGCCCCUGGCUAAUCCCAAUAGGCAUCCCCGUUCGCCGAGUGCCAACAAAGGAGGGAGGCAUAGGCACAUCCACUGGGCAAAAGACUAGACACCGGUGCCUAAGACCAAAACUGAGACCGAAAACCAAGACCGAAAACUGGGACCAAUACCCCCAGCCCCCCCCUUGGAACCGCCCAAACCCUCAAACCCUGAUCCCCAGCCAUGACAUGCAGUCCACCGCCUAAAGAAGCCACCGACCCCCAAUAAAAAGGAGCCAACCGGCAGCGUGCACAGUGAUGACCAAGACUGUGACCCAACUCGAAAAAAAAGAGCAGACCGGCCGGCCCAGUGCAACCAGAAUACGCCACACAAAGGGGGGCACAUGACCAACAUGCCCAACCACCCCGAACCCAUGGUGCAGAGCCAACAGAGUGCCCAGUCCCCGAUGCCUGGCACCGGACGGUAUCCACAACCAGACCAGCGGGGCAACAAAACACAUUCCUCACCAACACAGAGGCUGCCAAUAAGUCUGGUAGAACCUGGUUCUAAUCAGAGAGACUUGCUGCAAGUACCACUGUGAAACAGAAUCAUGGUUCCGUCACCGCGCAGGGUUCUAACCUGCAGGGUUCUAACCAGGAGCUGUUCCUCCAGGAACUGUUAAUCUGCUGGAUCCUAGAGCUAGUUUGAUUCCCUUUCUGGGAAUCAAACUAGAUCACAUUCUGGGAAUCAGAUUGUGAUCAGAAUCAAACAGUAAAGGAUCCUUGUGUGUGUGUGUGUGUGUGUGUGUGUGUGUGUGUGUGUGAGUGUGUGUGUGUGUGUGUGAGGGUGUGAGUGAGUGUGUGUGUGUGUGUGUGUGUGUGUGUGUGUUCCUCUGAGGUUAAUUGAGCAGAAAAACGUGCAGCUCAGAACAUCCGUUGUCAGAUGGUUCUGUGGCGUUCCUUUCUCUGGGAUUGUGUCACUUCAGAGUCAGAAAGCAGGCAAGAACAUAAUAAAGCUGGAGCUUAGGAUGGAGGCAGGGACUGAAGAUCAGUCUGAGGAGAAGAUGGAAUAGGAUCAUCUGGGAUCAUUUUCAGCAUGAUUAACAAGACAUUAUUCAGUUUAAACCAGAAUUACUGACCUGAGAUGUACUCUAACUAACUGUGCAGGAUUAUCUGUUAAUAUUCACCCAUCAUAAUGAUCAGGUCAUAACCGCUCACAAUAGUGUGAAAAUAUCCACAGAGGAAAAUUUGGAACCUGCUGGUCCAAAUUAUCCAAACAAUUCAGGCUGAUCUGGAACUGAAGGUCAAAAUAAUCUGUUUCUAAAUUUUCUGGAAUAUCUGAAUAUAAGUAAAUAUUCAGAACAUUAACAGAACAGGAAUUUCAUCUAAUUAACUGUUGGGGAUAAUCUGUAAAUCAAGCUAUCUCCUAAAUAAUCUGAGAAUCUGUAACUAAGCAACCAACAUGAUCUCAGAAUAUUCACCAAUUAGUCAUAUAAUCAGUAAUUGUUCAGUAACAUUUGCUCGUUAUAAUAAUCUGAGAAUAAUCUGGAGUCAAUUAGCUGAGAAAUACUCUGGCUAAUGCUUCAUAAUCUGAUUCUAAACUUUCAGGAAAAUCUUGAACUUUUCUAGAUUACCUGAGUAAAAGUUCUCAUCUACUCCUUACUGCCUGAGGAAGAAGGACAAUUACUGUCUGUUACAACAAACAGAGAAAUGUUUAGAUGAAAAUUAAUUUAUAUGGAGGCUUUAGACUAGCAGGGAUGUCAACCCUUUACUUGCUGAAUUAAUUUACAAUUAUACAUAUAAAAUAUUUUGUUCUUGUUGUCAAGCACAGGCUAGUCAUUUUUAAUAAAGUACCAACAAACACAGAACUUUAGGUAUUCAUUGUCCAAAUUAGUGAAAUUAAGCAGAGCUAAGCAGAACUCCAUCCACUAGAUGGCAGCAAAUUGCUUCCAGUAUGACCCUUGGUACAUGUUGGAUAUGAAUCAAAAGGUUCUUGUUGAACUCAGAAUGUGGAUUUCCUGAGUUCCCGGUCGGAAAUGAACCAAGAAAACCAGCUGAAGUGGGAGUUCUGACUGGAAAAGCCCGCUCAGGAACCCACAUCCACUCUGUCUGCAGGCUUAAAUGUAGAGAUGAUCUUCUGCUGGUUUGCAGCUACUAGUGGUGAACAUUCUGCUCUGACAGAUCUGUUUGUGUUUUAACACACAGCAUCAGAGGAAAUAUGUUGUUAUUGGUUGUGUUGCUAAUAGCUGUUAGCACCACAAGUAGCAGCAUUCCCACUUCCUGUGACGUCAUUCCAGCUCUGUGGAAAGCAGUAAGAGAUGGCGCCACCUUGGCUAGCUGCAGGUAUCUGUGGAUGGAGCUGUAUGCAGUGAUGUUCUUCACAGAACCUGAACUGGUUUCACCUUCAUCCUCUAACAUCAUAAAGAUAUCAGAGGAGAUUCAGGAGGUUUGGACAUAACUGGUCUCCUUACUGUUGUGGUAAAAGGGCGGAGCUACAGGCGGAGGUGUUUCAGGGAGGAAGAAGCUGCUGAGAGGAACCAUGUCUGUUGGACAGAACCUGAGUCAAUCUCUUUUAGACUCAUCAGGACCUUCCUGCUGCAUCAGAUUAAAUGUCCUCAUCAUCUUCUGUCUCCACUCGUCCCUCAGGUUGUCCUCCUGUUUCUGUUCCCUUCCUCUGUCUUUCAAGCUAUCAGCUCUGAGCUGCUUGGAUGGACCGAUCAGCAGCAGAAACAAGAAAGAAAUGUGAUGGAUGAAUAAAAGGAUUAUGUAA
Girardinichthys multiradiatus is the source of this 5755-nucleotide messenger RNA. RefSeq names its product succinyl-CoA:glutarate-CoA transferase (gene sugct). Gene Ontology annotation, molecular function: catalytic activity. Lineage: Eukaryota; Metazoa; Chordata; Actinopteri; Cyprinodontiformes; Goodeidae. The transcript has 14 exons. The coding region runs from base 182 to 1384 and encodes 400 amino acids. The record is from RefSeq and is a predicted model, not a curated record.